Symbiodinium sp. CCMP2456 is the source of this 1646-nucleotide messenger RNA. NCBI's taxonomy places the organism in Eukaryota, Dinophyceae, Suessiales, Symbiodiniaceae. The record is from the annotation of a GenBank genome assembly.
AUGAAAGCCAAGCACCCUUUCGACAACCCGAGCGCUCUCGACGACUCCAACAUGCAGGCGAUGGCCAACAUUCUCACGACCGGUGUGAAGGGCACGAUCAAGCAUCGAGCUAAAGUGUUGGAACACUAUGAACGAAGAGCUUUGGAGCUUGAAGAGGCUGAAAAGAAGCUUAAGGCCAGCAUGGCCCCGGAGGUGCGCAGGGUCAUGGAGAACAAGAGGAUCUUGUUGUUCAAAGAAGUACUUCAGGAUGCUGGGAUCAAGGAUGAGAAUCUUGUGAAUGACCUCGUGGGUGGCUUUCGGAUUACGGGAGAACUACAACCUUCGGGGCUUUUUCAACGGAGGCUCAAACCUGCGGCCUUGUCCCAUGACGACCUCAAAACGACGGCGAAGUGGGCGAAGCACACUGUGGCGUCAUCCUGCAGAGCGGCGGCAAAGGAUCCCGAGGUGGCAACUGCGGUCUGGGACGAAGCACUGGAACAGGUUAACAAAGGAUGGCUGCGGGGACCUUACAGCUGGUCUGAGAUUGAUGCUAAGUAUAAAGGAACUUGGAUAGGCUCCAAGCGCUUUGGCAUCUUGCAGGGCGACAAGAUCAGAGCCAUCGAUGAUCUGUCAGAGUUCUUGGUUAAUUCAUCGGUCACCGAGACUGAGAAGAUUAGUCUUGAAGGCAUCGAUCAGAUCGUCGCCACGGCUCGGUUCUUCAGUGGUGCAGUGUCCGGGGAUGGCGAGUGCUUUGAGCUGCCAAAGGAGGACGGAGGAACCUUCAACGGCAAGGUGCAUCGCGACUUCUCGCGUGCAGGUGAUCGCAAGAUUGUUGGGCGGGCUCUUGAUUUGCGUUCAGCUUACAAGCAACUGGCUAGACAUCCGGAUGAUGCAUGGGCCACGGUUCUGGCAGUGUACGAUCAGGCCAAUGACGAGGUCAAGUACUUUGAGGCAGUGGCCCUGCCUUUUGGUGCAGUCAGCAGUGUCACAGGCUUUAAUAGAACGGCCAAGGCUUUGAAGCUGGUGAUGUCACGUUUGUUGUGGUUGGUCAACACGAGUUAUUACGAUGACUUCACGCAGAUGGAGUUUGAGGGGCUUGGUGAGUCGGCUUCGAAGACGGCAGAGAGGCUUAUGGACUUGUUGGGUUGGGAAAUUUCACGUGGCGACAAGUUGCACCCGCUACAAUCGCGAUUCAACAUUUUGGGCGUUUCCUUGGACCUAAGCAACUCCGAGGCCGGCAUUAUCAGAGUUCACAACAAAGAGGGCCGCGUGGAAUCCUUGUGGCAAUCGCUUUCUUCGAUGGAGGCCGAUCGCACUAAGGUACAUGGUUCUUUAGCAUCGUUCAAGGGCAGGUUGCUGUUUGCCACUAACCACGUCUUCGGGCGUUGCGCUCAGAUUUGCACUCAGCUGAUAAGCCAAGCUCAGAAGCAUGGCAUCCAAUCCGGAACGAUUGAUGGAAUCUUCAAGGACGAAGGGAACUUGGUCACGCAUGGAGCGGUCAUGUUCGAUCCCGCUACAGGUCGACAAGAAUUCUUUGGUGACCAUGUGACAUGCUUGUACUUCAUCGACAAUGAAGCUGCAAGGGCAUGCUUUGUGAGAUAUUUCACACCAGUGAUCGAUGCCACUUCCUUGUUACUUGACGCUGCGGCUUUGGACAUGCAAACGAG